GUGAGGUUGGAAUUCUCACAAUAAUCAAACGUCAGUUUUUCAAAUCUUAAAGUGAUUAUUAAAUGUGUGCAGUACAUUUUUAUUUAAAAAAAUGGAACAGGUUCGUAUGAUCGUGCAACAGCAAGGGCGCGAAGCUCGCAACCUUCUCGCCUUCAAUAUAUCCAUUGAUGACAAUUUUGGGAAGGUGUCACGAAAGCCACCGUGUCCACCGCGUAUAAUCGAGUCAAAACAGGCAAAUGCAGUUUGUAACAGUAGAGGUGCUCGCAUUAGAUCAGCCUCCACAGGUCGUGACAAAAAAUCGGAUCUUCGGGCGAGGUAUUGGGCGUUUUUGUUUGGAAAUCUACAGCGUUCUGUUGUGGAGAUUUACAAUACAGUUGAAAGUCAUGACAGUAUUACGGAAUGUCGCGAGGUUAUCUUAGUGUUAGAGAACUAUCUACGUGAUUUCCAGGCGUUGUCAGAGUGGUUUCAGCUAAAAUGGGAAUAUGAACGCACGCCCAUACCACAGAGACCUACAUCGCUAGCUUGGGAAGUUUCCAAAACAAAUUUAACCAAGAAUCCUUCAGGAAAAUCCAGCCCUAGUGUUGGUUCAGGUCGAAAUAGUCCUAAUGUUUCUGGAAAGAUAAGUCCACGAUGCUUGACCAAGUGUAAAUCGACGUGUACCAGUCCUUUGCCCACCGAAGAGGUGAAGGAAUCUGCAGGUUCCGGUGAUUGUCGAAGGCAGGCCGUCGGCGUUGUUACAGAUUUGAAACCUCCAUGUGCGGAUUCUCAACCUCAAAUGAUAGAUUCCCCUAGUGAAGAUCAGAAAACUUAUGACACAUUUCGUAAAGUGGGCGUUGAAAGUUCCGAAAAGGGUAUAAAUACCGAUGUACUUCCCAGUGCAUUGCCUCGGAAGCAAUGUUGUACAAAACAAGAGCAAGCAAGCCAAACAGAUGAUGUCGAAGAUUGGAAGAAGAGCACUACUGCUGUUAAAGUAUCAAAAACUGAACCGAAUAAAGUAGCCAAAUCCAAACCCGCAUAUUCUACUGCAUUAAUCCGUAGUGCUGUACCAAAAUCUACCCCUACCAAAUUGUUACCCAAACCCCCCACCACAGUAAAAAUUCCACCAAAAGUAUCCAAACCUCCGCUCUCUAAGGGCCUACCAAAUUCUGGUCUGGCACGUAGCAAAACUGUGGGCGACAUGAAGAUUUCUAAUUCAAUUUACUCGGCGAAAUUGAAAAAUGUUGCAAGUAAACCUAAAGCAAAUGCACCUCUAAAACCAACAGUAGGUGUAAAUAGACCUAAAUCGACUUUGUUCACUUCCGUCAAAAAAGUAGGAAGUCACCUUAAUAGCUCAGUUGAAACCAUCAUAAAUCAGGGUACAUCUUCCGAGAAUAUUUCCAAUAACAACAUUGGAAGUUCAGUUGAAACGAUAACCGAAAAUAUGCAGAAGAAUUCGCAAACUGAUGGGUGGUUAACUGUAAAGUGUAGAUCACGAUUUAAAAACUCUGCCGGUAAACCACGCCAAUCAGAUGGUGAUCUGAAAUGGUCGAAACGUUUUCAUCAGGUUACAUCGACCGCAAGCUUACCAGCCUUAGCUUUUCUACCUGACUCGAUUGAGUCUAUUACAACCCCCCCUUCUGUGUCGGAAACUGCAUCAAAGCCGAAGCAGUAUUUGAAACGGUCCCACACCACUUUGAGCCGAAUUUCAGAUGCAAAACCGAAGUCUUUAACUGCCAAGCUGCAGUCGACACGGGAGAAGGUAGAGGAGGCGAGAAAAAGUUCCGAGUUAGAUUCGGAAACGGACGACGAGGUGAAAAAUAAAGAGGUGCAGGACGAUUUGGCGUGCGAGGAGGAGCACAGACAGAAAACGCAGCAGCUGACCGAGGAGGAGGAGCGAUUAACACAGGAAAUCGCGCAAUUGCAGGGUUUGCAGAUCGAAAUCGACACUGAGACUGAUGGCACCGAAACCGAUGGCGAACUUCAGUGCGACAACGAGGACGGGGAGAACCUGGUUCAGUUGAUCCAAGAUGAAGACACGUUGUCUUUGGAGGCUAGAUAUGAGCCGAUGUUGGCAGGUAUGUCAUGGGGUGAAAGAGUGGACACACUGGCAACAUUAGAAGCCCUCGUCGCACGACACCCUGGACGUGCUCUAGAGUUACACCAAAAACUCUCAAAUCCGGCACGUAGCACCAGUCUCCAGGAAACAUUAAGAAAGUACCAGGCCAAACAAGCGAGAGCGGAACAGCGUCGUCAACUGCUGCAGCAGGAGCGUAGCAAUAAAUUGCAAGCACUUUUAGCGAGGGUCGAGGAUGUUAAGUGCGCAAAAAUGCAGCUUAUUGAGGAAAAGAGGCAACGGAUGGAAAUGAGAAUGCAACGUGCGGCGCAAAAUAGAAAGCGCCAUUUGAAGGGCAUCGUAAGAAAAGCACACGAUGAAGAGGAGAAACUGAAAGAAAUCGCAUUUAUUAAUGAGCUGGAAGCAAAGAAUAAGAGACACGAUUUCAUGCAAUUAUGUCGCGAACAGAGAGGUAGGCUUCAAGGCAUUCACGAAGAUCGCCGCAAAAAGCAAGAGGAAAAGGCCGCCAAAGAAGCGGCGGUCGAAGAACGUAGACGUGCGUUGGAACGAGAGCGAUUGGAAAGGUUAGAUCGUCUCAAAGAUGAGCGUAGGCUACGCGACGAGCGACAGCUUCAACAACAGCAGCAACGGGAGAGAGAAAGGCAGGAGCUAGCACGAGGCAAGGCGCGUGAUCGAGAGGAACGUUUGCAAGCCUUACAGGCGCAACAGUUGGCGUCAACGAAAGAAUUGCAAAAAAGAAUCGAGCAAAAACAGGAGGAAUCGGCGCGUAGGCACGAGGAGAACAUGGAACAAAUUCGACAACGGGCUCUGGAGCUCUCAAUUCAUCGCUGCCAUACUGAUGAUAACCAAGCGCCCAAUAAUGCCCUUUAUCCCACUCAAAAGUUGUGUACAGUUUGCAAUGUUCUGAUCAAGUCCGAAGUGUAUCUAAUGAGUCACUUACGCGGACGCAAGCAUCAGGAGGUAGUGAAGCAAGCUAACUCGGGCGCAAUAAUUCAAUCGACCAAAGAGUUGGAACAGUUCAAUUUACAGCAGAUUGUCGACGCGCCCUUAGAUAAAGAAGAUCCCAAAGAGAUAGCAGCUAAAGAGAGAGGCAAGACUUACAAGAAGCGGUGUAAGAAACUGCGCCAGCGCAUGCUCGCAAAAGGCGCGGAAUACGAAAGUCAGUACAAACCAUUAAUAAUCGAAAGCGCCAAUAAGCACAGUUUAAAUAGAAAUGUACAUACAAUUAGCAGUAUUACUAGUCAGGCCGUUCAAGGUUGGUCGCCUAACACCACCAGCUUAUUAAAUCGAAUCUUGAACGAGCUAAAUCGAUUGCUCGUUAAGGGGCCGAAGGAAGACUUCAUUGCAUUCCAAAAUGUGGGAGGUUUUUCCGGAUUAGCGAAAUUGUUUAGUUUAAGUCAAGACGCACAUUCGCCUAUACCCACCAAAAGUCUCAUUAUUGCUGCCAAUUUGUGGCAGACAUCUUGUAAAGGGGUAAACGGUGUCAAAAACUGCGAACAUGUAAUUUUAUCAAAUAGGAUAAGUGCUGUUAUCGACUUGCUGAACGUUUCCUUGCAAAAAUUGGGAGAUUGCGAGGACGCCUUGCCGACCGAUCCCCUGGCAGCAUCCCUGAUGCAGCUGGUUACUACCGUCCUCGGCAAUACGUCGAAGGUGGUACAGCAGGCGCGCGUGCAGGACGUCGUAAGAAAUUGGGAGAUUGCGAGGACGCCUUGCCGACCGAUCCCCUGGCAGCAUCCCUGAUGCAGCUGGUUACUACCGUCCUCGGCAAUACGUCGAAGGUGGUACAGCAGGCGCGCGUGCAGGACGUCGUAAGCUUUAUUGUGUGCGUUGGCGUCGUGGACCAAUUAGCCAAAUGCUGCGUUUCGGUCCGAGGUCCGGUGCACGACAACCCCUUGGCGUGCGCCUUUCUUCUGUCUGCUCUCGAGUUCCUCGCCGCUCUUGCAGACCAUU
Messenger RNA from Photinus pyralis (common eastern firefly), 4003 nucleotides. It is a transcript of the gene ssp3, whose product is annotated as S phase cyclin A-associated protein in the endoplasmic reticulum. NCBI's taxonomy places the organism in Eukaryota, Metazoa, Arthropoda, Insecta, Coleoptera, Lampyridae. The record is from RefSeq and is a predicted model, not a curated record. The transcript has 12 exons. The coding region runs from base 92 to 3793 and encodes 1233 amino acids. Gene Ontology annotation, molecular function: nucleic acid binding; zinc ion binding.